This is a messenger RNA of Rotaria socialis, 615 nucleotides long. The record is from the annotation of a GenBank genome assembly. NCBI's taxonomy places the organism in Eukaryota, Metazoa, Rotifera, Eurotatoria, Philodinida, Philodinidae.
AUGUCACUACCACUCGUGUCUCCAUUACCAUCAAAUGCGAAUGAUGAAGUAGCAGAACUAGCUACCUUUUUCAAUGAGACAUUAGGCUUUUGUCCAAACAGUGUACUGACUAUGCAGCAUCGGCCAGCUAUUGCCACCGCUUUUAUUCAGCUAAACAAAGCAGUCAUGAAUAAUCAGGGUCGCGUUACUAGUGCUUUAAAACGUCUUAUCGGUUAUGUUUCUAGUUCGAAAGCAGGUUGUCAAUAUUGUCAAGCACAUACCAUCCUAGCAGCCGAACGUUAUGGAGCUACUGCAGAACAACUGGCGUAUAUAUGUCAAUAUUCUACUCAUCCUGCUUUCAGUACUGCCGAACGAGCAGCUCUUGAUUUUGCCGUAGCUGCUUCUACAGUUCCUAAUGCUGUUAACAGUGGUAUUAUUGAAAAUCUACGUCAGCAUUGGGAUGAGGGUGAGAUCGUGGAAAUUUUAGGUGUGAUUGGUUUAUUUGGAUAUCUGAAUCGUUGGAAUGAUUCAAUGGGUACCAGCAUUGAACCAGGAGCAAUAAAUGCAGGUGAAGCUCAUCUCACAAAACAUGGAUGGUCACCUGGAAAACAUGCACAUAAAAAACAUUCAUCUUAG